Molecule: messenger RNA, 938 nt
Organism: Paramecium primaurelia
Lineage: Eukaryota; Ciliophora; Oligohymenophorea; Peniculida; Parameciidae
Source: the annotation of a GenBank genome assembly
AUGGAACCAGAAUUCAAAAUUAAUGAUUAAAUACUAUUUAAAUAAUCCAGAACACAAUAACUUUUGGAUGAUGGAAUUGUAUAAAAAAUUUAUAAAUUAUUUAGAUCACUACUAUAUUUACUAAUAAAAAACCUAAAAAAUAUAUUGCAUAAACCAAUAAAAAUAAUAAGUAACACUUUUCUGUAUAAAUAGAUAUCAAUUUAUCAAAAACUAAAUGAAAUCAAACAAAUAAUGUUUAAAUAUUAAUGAUCAUUCCUACAAUAUUGAAUUCUAAAGAAUUUUAUCUUAGCUUAUUAUGCAAAAGAACGAAGAUUAAUUGAUAGAAUAAGUAAUCAUAUUUAUUCAAAUUUUAGUUAAAAACAUUAUUAAAUCGAAUUACAUUUGACUAAGUAAUCUAAGCAUAAAAUGGACCCAAAAUUAUUUACACUACUUACAAAUUUCUGAUUAUGAGAAAACCAUCCAUUAUUAGAAAUUAUCCUUUUAUUACUAUCAACCUAGUUAUUAAACAACUAAAGAAACUCAUUAUUUAAAUUAAAAAAUAAUUGCUCUAAAAUGUACUUAAAUUUUAUAAUUAUAUUAGUUUAAUUUAAAUUCAUAACAGCAAUAUUCAAUAAAACAAAAAUCAUCAAAGGAAAAUCAAAUAACCUUUAAGUAAAUGAAAGAGAUCAAAUAAAUACAAAAAAUAUAAUCAAUUUGCGAAGACUCUGAAAAGGAUGAGUAACCCACUGCAUUCUAUGAAAAUUUUAGUAUUCUCAUUAAAUAUUCUUAUAGUUUCUAAUUCAUCAUCAUUUAGACCUUAUAAAAUUGAUAUUAAGAAUCAUAAAUUAGAAUAAAUCUCUUUAUCUGAAACUAAGGCUACUCCUAAAAUUGAUUAAAUCAAAAAUAUUUAUUUCAAACCAAUAAUACUACUAGGACCUGCAUCCCAUUUGCAAUACUGA